UUCGUAGUCCAAUGACGAGGUUUAAAAACCUUUUGGCGAGCCCAAGAGCCUGGGGCUUGGACGGAAAGAUUAAAACCCAGGACAUUUGUCCCAAUUGUUGCGAAAUGCCCGAACAACUUCAUUUCCCCUCUCAACUCGACCGUCUGCAGUUUCUUAUUUCCUCAAGAAUCGGGCACUGAACAAACACAUCGACGUCCAGGGCCCUCCCUCUCGUCCUUUUAGUCUGAGGGAUCGAUCACGCAUAAUCUAGCCAGGUCGACCUAUAUCCCCCAUUCCUUAAUCGGUCAUUGUUCAAACAUGACCAACGCGCUUCGCGGUUGCGUCAUCGCAUUGGGCGGGAGUUUCGCAUGGGACGUGGCGGCCUACGUCAGUACGCUCGGUGCGGACUUCAACCUUAGAUUUUCCAAAAAGACAACCCAUGUGAUCACCACCGACAAGGACGUCACGAAGAACGCCAAAGUGCGCCAGGCCCGGGCCCGUGGCGGUUGCCAUAUUAUCAGUGUCGAAUGGGCCCAGGAAUCGGGGCGCCUUGGGUGCAAAGCCGACGAGGCCAAGUUCGCCUUUGACGACAAGAGCACCAGUAAUGGCUCCGUGCCGGCUCGGGCCGGAGGGCGUACUACUAGAUCGGCUGCUGCUCAGUCUGUCGCUGCUCAGCCCGCCAGUGCCAGUGUGGUGCAGGAUGCUGGUAACGAUACCGGCUUUCCGAUUCGCAAGUCCACCAAACGAAGCGCCCCAGAUGCCGAUGAGACCGAUGCCCAGAAUGGUAACAAGGACGACACAGUCUCGCAGUCCAGCAAGAAGUCGAAGGUGACCAAGUCUGAGGAAGAGGAGAAGGAUAAGAAGGAGGAAGAGGAGAAGGUUAAGCAGGGGGAGGUCAAGGAAAAGGAAGAGGUAUCCGAGGGCCAGAUCGCCAAGUCAAAGGACGUCGUCAUCCCUCUCGACGAAGGUGUCACCUUGGCCAACGCCAAGGUCUACAUCGACCCCAGCGGCGUCAUAUACGAUGCCGCCCUCAACCAAACCAACGCCGGCCGCAACAAUAACAAGUUUUACCGGGUCCAGCUCUUGCAGAGCGGUUCGACUUACAUGACGUGGACUCGCUGGGGCCGAGUGGGCGAGUAUGGCCAGACAGCCAUUCUCGGCCAGGGCACCCUUGACGAUGCGCUCUCCCAGUUUAACAAGAAGUUUAAGGACAAAUCGGGUCACCGCUGGGAGGAUCGCGCCAAGGAUCCUAAGCCUAACAAGUACGCCUUUGUGGAGAAGAAUUACAACCCGGAUUCCGAUUCCGAGUCCGAGUCCGGCGCGCCCGAUGUCAACAUGAAGGAUAUCGACGCCGAUGAAGAACCGGGACCGGAACCGGAGUGCAAACUUGAUCCCGCAGUCCAGGACCUCUUGGCCCUUAUUUUCAACCAGCAGUACUUCGCGGCGGCCAUGUCAGAAUUCAACUACGAUGCCAACAAGAUGCCACUGGGCAAGCUGAGCAAAGCAACUAUCACCAAGGGCUUUCAAGCGCUCAAGGACCUGUCGGAGCUGUUCGACAAUCAAACUUUGGCGCAAUCGAUUUACAGCACCGACUAUGGCUCGGCAACCGAGAUGCUGUCCAACAGGUUCUACUCCUUGAUCCCGCACGAUUUUGGGCGGCGACGGCCACCCAUCAUUCGCACCGAAGCCCUGCUCAAGAAGGAAGUCGAGCUUCUAGAGAGCUUGUCCGACAUGAAGGACGCGGCGGAGAUCAUGAAGCUGGACCGUGUGAAAGCGGCCGGCAGAGACAAUGUGCACCCGAUGGAGCGCCAGUUCCUGGGCCUGGGCCUCGACGAGAUGACGGUGCUGAACCCGAAGAGUAACGAGUUUGAUCAGCUGAGCCGGUAUCUCAUGGAGACCAAGGGCAGCACGCACUACGUCAAUUACAGCAAGGUGGAGCAGAUCUUCCGCAUCGACCGGGCCGGCGAGCGAAGCCGGUUCGAGAAGUACAAGGAUGAGAUGGGGCAGACGCCGGGGCUGGUGGCCAAGACGGAGCGACGCCUGCUCUGGCACGGAUCGCGGGCCACCAACUUUGGCGGCAUCCUGAGCCAGGGCCUGCGGAUCGCGCCGCCCGAGGCGCCCUCGACGGGCUACAUGUUCGGCAAGGGCAUCUACCUGGCCGACAUGUCGUCCAAGUCGGUGAACUACUGCGUGCCGAGUCUGUCGGGCAACACGGCGCUGCUGCUGCUGUGCGAGGCCGAGCUGGGCGACCCGAUGCAGGAGCUGGUGCACGCCAGCUACUCGGCGGGCGAGGAGGCCCAGAGGAAAGGCCUGGUGGCGACUUGGGGCCAGGGACGGACCGGUCCCACGGCGUGGAAGGAUGCGGGUUGCGUGCACCCUUCGUUGAAAGGGGUCAAGAUGCCCGAUGUGAGUGUCAAGCCCGGGGAUAGCGGAAUUGCAUCUGCAGGCCUAUUGUACAACGAGUACAUCGUAUACAACACUUCUCAGGUCCAUCUUCGUUACUUGCUCCGUGUGAAGCUGGGUUGACGGGAGGGGGUUGAGCGAGAGACGAGAGGGUCGAAUGGGAUAUAGUAUCGUUGUUUUGGAGCUGGGCAGAAGUUUUGCAUCAGUAAACGGAUAGGAGUUGGGUGCCUGGGAAUGGAGUAUUCCAAAUGUCUUUGCUUAUUCCGGCUUCACAAGGGGUCUUUUUCAGGGUUUGUUUGUCUCUUCCACAAGGUAGUCUACUUGCAUGAAAUUAGAAAUUGACGUUUGCAAUCUUGGAUCUCCAUUGCUCCGUGACUGUUGUACUAGCUUCAGCGAUGUCUUCAAAAUAUCUG
Sodiomyces alkalinus F11 is the source of this 2795-nucleotide messenger RNA. Its product is annotated as poly polymerase 2-A. Bases 298 to 2505 code for a protein of 735 amino acids. Gene Ontology annotation, molecular function: NAD+ poly-ADP-ribosyltransferase activity. The transcript is spliced from 3 exons. NCBI's taxonomy places the organism in Eukaryota, Fungi, Ascomycota, Sordariomycetes, Glomerellales, Plectosphaerellaceae. The record is from RefSeq and is a predicted model, not a curated record.